UGCAGCAGCCAGCAGCCGUUUAAACCUUCUUCCCAUAAUGCACUCCCUGAGCAUCAGCGGGAAACCAAAAUGGCGAACGUGUUGGGGGAAAAUGAACCGUUUGUUAUCUUCUGAAGAAGACGGAGCGAGAGACCCGACAGUUACCGCCACAUACUGUAGAGAAUAAACCCAGCUCAACCAGGAGAAGAAGCGGGACAAACACACAGAAGUUCAGAGUCAUAUUUAGUUGUUUUUACAGUGUUUUUUUGGUCGAAGAGGAGGAGACCGAUGAGAGACUCAGGGGUUGUGGAUCACCUGUCUGUCCAUCACAGAGCUCUCCCCCAGCGGCAGCAGCAGCAGGCUGUGUCUCUGUCCCCCACAAGCCCUUCUGCUGGGGGAGAGUAUGGAGAGGACGAAAUGUCUGACAGGUUCACGGAGGGACAGGACGUCUUGGCCCGCUGGUCAGAUGGCUUGUUCUACUUGGGGACAAUCACCAAGAUAAAUCGGGACAAGCAGCGAUGCUUUGUAGUUUUUGAGGAUCGGUCAAAGUCUUGGGUCCUGUGGAAGGAUAUUCAGACCGGGGAUGAAGAUGAUGAAGAUGACGAGGACGAUGACAUUGUAUGCUCUAUAUGCCAGGAUGAAACUUCAGAUGAACCCAAUGAAAUUGUCAUUUGUGACAAGUGUGGACAAGGCUACCAUCAGCUGUGCCACACCCCCGUCAUCGAUUCCUCGGUCAUUGACUCAGAUGACAAGUGGCUCUGCUCAGAGUGUGAGCUCACUUCUAUGCCUAAGAGGGGGGGUGCACACAUGAGGGGAGCAUCUGCAAAAGGCUUUCUGCAGCAGGAGCAGCAGCAGCAUGUGGGGCUGCACCUGUCCCUUCCAUACGCUCUGGACGAACUGGUUUGGGACCAGGGCCACAAGACUAACGGCGAGCAGUGCUACUGCUACUGUGGCGGUCCAGGAGAUUGGUUCCUGAAGAUGCUGCAGUGUAACGGGUGUCAACAGUGGUUCCAUGAGGCGUGUCUCCAUUGCUUACAGAUGCCCAUGCUCUACGGAGAUAGGUUUUAUCUGUUUAUUUGUUCCGUUUGCAAUGGUGGACCAGAGUACCUCAGCCGACUGCCUCUCAGAUGGGAGGAUGUGACGCACCUGAGCCUGUACAACUUGAGUGUGAUCCACAAGAAGAAGUAUUUUGAUUCUGAGAUGCACCUGAUGUCGUACAUCAAUGAUAACUGGGAGCUGCUGCAGCUGGGGGAGCUCGCUAACACUCCCAGAUCAGAGCGAUAUGGAAGCGUACUGGAGGCAUUAAACAACAACAGCAGCAUGUUUAAGUCGGGGAAGGAGGUGAAGAAAAAGAAGCACUUGUUUGGGCUGAGGAUCCGUUUCCCUCCUGUUCCCCCCAACUCCGAUGAGCCAACCAGCAGAGCGAUGGAGAGGUCUUCACAUGAGAUCACCAUCAAGGGAUGUAAGUCCACCAUGAGAGCUUGCAGUACUUUAACCAACGGCACAGAGAAGAAGAAGAAAAAGAGGAAGCAAGGAGCACGUUCUCUGGAGACUAAACCACAACGCAGUGAACUCAGAUCCCAGGAGGUAAGAAAGCCUCUACCACUAGAGCCCCACACAUUGGAUCACUUGACCUUUAUCAAGAGUGAGCGGUCUGUGCAGUCUUCAAGAACCUCCGAUGUGGAAUCCAUAGGAGCCCUGAGCACCUCAGAAACUACCUCAACUAGCAUUUCAAGACAGUCCAGCUGUAGCUCCAGCAAGACGCGCUCCACCGCCUGCAUCAUGCCUGUUUCCGCUCCCCCCUUAAAAAGGAAACGUGGGCGACCACGACGGGUCCCCAACCCAGAGAUCCCCCCUCCCAGCCAUGCAGACCCAAACUCCUCAGCUAUGGAGAUGCCGAGCCCACUCCCAGGGCUUCACUCCACAGACAUAGUUCACGGCAUGGACCCCAACAGCCAGCUCUCCCACCUCAAGACCUCCAUCAGCAGCUAUUUCGGAGCGGCGGGGCGGCUGGCUUGCGGGGAAAAGUACAAAGUCCUGGCACGACGGGUCACCCUUGACGGCAAGGUGCAGUACCUGGUGGAGUGGGAAGGAGUCACUGCGUCCUAGACUUGUCAUCUUCUAACUUUUAACCAGCGCCUGCAGGACGUGGCUGUGCUAAGGACAUGUACACAGCCUGUAUUCAGAGCAUUAAUUGAUAUAUGCCUUUUGUUUAGUUUAGACAGGAGCAAGUUUUGCCUGUUAAACUUACUGCAAAGCCUACUGGUUCAGUGCACAUGCCUAAACAUGUCUUUUCCUCUUUGAUAAAGACGAGGCAUUGUCAUUAUACCACCCUAUAUUUGUGUUAUUCUGCUUUUAACUUUCAUUAUUUGCUUUGAAUGUUUACAGCAACCCCCACUUAUAUGGGGCAAAUAAUCGAUCCGUGCACUGCACCUGUAGGCUUUUAGUGAAUCAUUAUUGUACUUAAUUUUUAAUCCAGUGAUAUGCUUUUCAUUUCCAGACCAAUUAAGUAUGAAACUGUAAGUGUUUUUUUUGACAGAAUGUAGUUGGUGAGGCAUUAAAUGGUAAGUCUUGGAGGAUAAGAGGAAAGAGGGGACACUUUGUUCAAAGAUUAUUCAUUAACUUCACUACUUCAGUCAUGCAAUGAACAAUUAGUUUGGUUAACAUUUUUUUUUUUUUUUACUUUCUAGCAGUGUCCCCUCCUCUAAUCCUAGCUACAAGUACCUCUUGUUGGCCUUGAGCAGACAUAUCCUUCAGUUGUGUUUUGGAUAGUGUGCUAGUUUGUGAGCAGUUCAGGAGGAACUCAAAAACAAAAGAGAUGUGCUGCUGCAAAUGUUUUAUUUUAUAUAGAAUUAUACUACAUAUAUUAUUACCUUUUCCACUUGUAUUUUCUCGUCUUUUUUUCAAUCAGCAUUUUCUUCUCUUUUUUUGAUUAUGGAUUGCUCAUAUCAAAUUAUAUCCGUUAGGCCGUCAUCUCUUUUUGAACAGAGCUUUUUCAGCUCUUACAAGGCAGCAUUUUCUCCCAUGGUAAAGUUCUCUAAAUCCUUUUUUUAUGUUAGUUAAAGCUCCUAGUUUGAAUUUAAAUUUAAAGAUCAUAUCCCCCAAAUUAAGUGUUAUUUCAUUAUAUAAAUGUUCAGAAGCUAAAACCCAAGAGGACUUCUAGUAAAUUGUGUCCAUUCUAAAAAAAAGAAAUACAGAAAUUGUUUAUAUAGUAAAGAUUUAUUUCGAGAAGCUCCACCGCCUUAGUCUCAAUUAAUUAACCUUUAAAACAUUUUGAUUUGAAAUUGAUUAAAAUGACUGUUGACUGAAAUCUUUAAGGACCUAUUUAGUUUUGACUUUGUUGAUAGUUGCUGCAGAAGAUGAAUGUUGUAUACCCAGUUUCCAAACUUAUAGUUUAUAAGUUUUUUUGCUUUUUUUGUGCUGCCUAUGCAAGUUAGUCCUGGAUAAAAGUGUUGUUCAGUCAUAUAAUUGUGACAUAAGGGGAGCUUCAACAUUAUUAUGAUGAUUUGACUCUAAAUUGUUUUGUGUGACGGGUGCAAAAAUGCACUUGGAUUUUGCUUUCACAGUCAAGUUCACCAUGUAGUCUACACACUCAGGAUAUUCCCAAAACCUUCACUGUAUUGCAUAGGCCAUCAUUUGCAGCCUGACAGGAGGUUUAGAUAUAAGUUAUUUACUCAGUGUUGUUGGUCAGUAUUUUUAUAUCAGGUCCUCCUUUUGUCACAUUACUUUGGACCAUAUGUAUGUAUGUAAGCUUUUUUUUUUCUAUGAGCAAAAUAAUUUGUAGUCCAUUUUUACUGCUACACCUGCUUGUUUAAUCCGAGUCAGAAAGCAAUCACUGGAAAACUAAUAUGCUGUAUGUCAUUGCAUGAGGUAAAUAUUCCGUUGGUUCGGCUGUCUCUUUUCGAGAUGUUUCUAUUUUUGUUAAAAAAUGGACAGAGCUUUUUUCACAUUGAUACCUCUUCAUUAUACGGAUGUAGUCGGUGCAUUUGAAGUUCCUCUCUGUUCAGCCAGUGUCUCAGCCCACAUGUUGCAACCACUGGCUUCCAGCAGGCUUCGGUAGCCAAAGAACAUAACAUGUAACGUCUGCUUUGUCUCUUGAGAUUCUUCUUAUUACAUUUUUAUACAUCAUUAUGUAGGUUGACGUGAUACUUCUGAACCUGUUUAGUUAAAGGAUAAAUAAAAGCUGAUAUUUUCAAA
Molecule: messenger RNA, 4176 nt
Organism: Sebastes umbrosus (honeycomb rockfish)
Lineage: Eukaryota; Metazoa; Chordata; Actinopteri; Perciformes; Sebastidae
Gene: mtf2
Product: metal response element binding transcription factor 2
Exons: 15
Coding region: 268-2088 (606 amino acids)
Biological process (GO): regulation of DNA-templated transcription; chromatin organization
Cellular component (GO): nucleus
Molecular function (GO): DNA binding; chromatin binding
Source: RefSeq, a predicted model, not a curated record